Dreissena polymorpha is the source of this 2935-nucleotide messenger RNA. RefSeq lists its product as uncharacterized. Bases 1302 to 2204 code for a protein of 300 amino acids. Gene Ontology annotation, molecular function: hydrolase activity, hydrolyzing O-glycosyl compounds; carbohydrate binding. Lineage: Eukaryota; Metazoa; Mollusca; Bivalvia; Myida; Dreissenidae. The record is from RefSeq and is a predicted model, not a curated record. The transcript has 10 exons. Gene Ontology annotation, biological process: carbohydrate catabolic process.
AUUUAUAGAAAAUGGAGUAAAGUGUUUUAUCCCAUUUUCACCGCGACAUUGACGGUAUAACACGUUGUGGAAUAUACUUGCUUGUAUUCAACACUGUGGAAUAUACCUGUCGCGUGCACGGACUACUUUUUAAAUGACGUCAUGCGAUAUGCGCUAAAAUUAGGUCGAUAUUGUUUGGUUCAUUGGUCGAAUUUUAAGGUCACCCAUUAGAAGAAAAUGUGCAUAUUUUGCAGAAAAACAUAUAUAUGACAUAUUCACCAAAAGAAAUUUUGAAAUAAAAUAUGAAAUUACACGAUUUUUGUUUUGUUAUUUUUUAUUUAUAACAAAGUCGACAAAACUUAAGCUUCAAAAUUAUACGACCUUCAACCUUUAAAUCUAGUCAUAUGACAUAAUUUUCGCCAUCCGUAUAAUAAAUCAGCUGAUUGAUGGCGUCAUAAAAUGACAUACUUAUUGCGUCAUUUUCCCCAUUUUUUUGACGAUUUAUUAUAAACGCGACUUAUUUCACAUGUUUUCUACUUGUACUGUAUGUCGACAUAUCUGAAUUGUCAAUUGAUCACAUUUUCCUUAUUUCGUGUAAUGUGCAUUGUUUAUAACCAAAGCACAUACUUUUGACAUUUAACUUAAAUAUUAAGAAUGUACAACAAGCCAUACACAUAUCGCACAGUUCAUGAAUAAUCUGCUAUGUUUGCUUUCCUAUUUAAUUCACGUUAGGCAUAGAGCUGUGUAAAGUAUAAGAUGGUAAAAAUAGCACCACACUGGAAUUGGGAACGUUUCAUUUUGUACACGGGUAUUUUGUACUCAUUUAUCUGUUGUGUACUGGAAUGUUUUCCAUUCUUUGUGUAUUUAUAUAUUAAAUUAUUUUCUCGUACAAUAAGGGCAUUUACCAUAGAUAAAUAAAACAUUGUGCAAGUUUAAACAUAAUUAUGUUUGUAUGCAGAAAUCUGCAAAUGCAACCGAGUUUACCAACGGCUAUUAUUAGAUAAACUGCUCCGGUUCAUGACGUAGCGUGUGACGAAGAAGAAUGUUUAUCGCGUUCAUAAACUCAUUUGAAUAAAGUGAUAGAAUGGCAUAAGGGUCUUUAUCUAACUAUGCUAAAAUAAUUAUUAAAGACCCUAGAUGCAAAAUCGUCAAUUAUUGAGUUAAAUGGAUUAUUAGAUAGAUUUUAAAGGAUAAUUAAAGGUACCUGGAGAAAUGCAUAGCCGCCACGUGUCGAAACGGUGACUGCCUCAACGCUGACCUACCGCGCACCUACCUUGCCUACCAUCUGAACGGACGGACAAUCAAUAUCGACGGAAAGCUCGAUGAUCCGGCCUGGGGGGAUGUACCCUGGACCGAGAGCUUCACUGACAUCCGCGGCCCCCCCUACCCAGCCCCCUACUUCGACACAAAGGUCAAGGUCAGAUGGGACAAUGAGCGUCUUUACGUGGGUGCCCGGAUGCAGGAGACGGACUUUUGGGGCACGUACCGACAGGAUGAGGAUCUGGUUUGGAGGGAAAACGCAUUUGAGCUACACGGAGAUGCAGAUCAGUGUUCGGAACGUCAGCUGGGACCUAAUGCUGAGGAAGGCGUACAUGGACAACCCGUGCAAGAAUGACAGUGCCGUGUCCGAGUGGGAUAGCCAAAUCGUCAAGGCCACGUACACUGACGGCGGGAUUUACGACCCUACCAAGAAAGGUACUUUCUGGAGCGCGGAGAUGUCGUUUUCCUUCGCAGCCCUGGCUGAGAACACGACCCGGUCAAUGCCUACCCCGACCAAUGGCGAGGCUUGGUUCUUUAUAUUUGCGAGACCGGAGUACAAGUUCAAAAUAGUGAAUGGACAAUAUGAAAAGGACCCGGAUGCACCGACAGAGUGGUGGAGCUGGGCGAACAUGGGCGCCGUCAACCUUCACCUCCCUAGCAGAUUCGGCCUCGUGCAGUUCCUACGGAACAGGGGCGUAAACGACCAGUUUUUCUACGACAGGUGGCACAUCUACCGGGCCUUCUUUGAUGUCUUCGAGGCCGAACACCGUUUUAAGGCGGUCAAUGGCAUGUUUAUCGGCGACAUAAACCUGCUUGACGUGCCACCUAAAACGCUGGCGUCGGAUUGCGUCACCGUCAAAGUUACGUCGGACGGUGCAGAUUUUGACGUGGAUGUGAAAUCACUGGCAAUACCGAGCCUUCCCGCAGGUCACAUACGAGCGGACAGAUACGUCUGGUUCAUGUAGAUUUAAACGGGCAACGAUAAUGUUAACUUGUAUUGAAAAGAAACGUUUAAGCCACCUACUUGUUCUUUCACAUAAAAAACUCAGUCUUAAUUACACUGUAUAUGGCCUUUCGAUUUGCUAAUAAGACUGGUUGAAAUUACAAGAUGUCAGCAUAUUUGUUUGAUAAACUAAUAUUGUUACAUUCAUCAAACGAUCAAUAUUAAGUAUUUACGUGCAUAGGGUUUAUUGAAGUUACUUGUUAAACUUGAAUUAAAUUCAUGUAUACUUGUUUGUAGUCAAUAUCAUUAUGAUACAUAAAUAUACAUAACAAUUGUGCACUGUUACUGUCUCACGCUGGGUCUAUGAUUUCUGAAGAUUGCAGCGCUUUUUGAUGCAUCAUAUCCCUUUUAUUUUACCAAGGUUUUCUUCGCAUGCCUGAAGUUAUGUUUGUGCUGCCCCUAUGUCUCGUCGUAAGAUUGUACAGUGUUAUUAUUGUUGCAUAUACAUUUACAUUUUACAGUUGCACUGUAUUUUAAUUUAUGCUCUGUAUAACACUAUCAUUUUUUCUGAAGAAUUCUUUUUGUUAUGCAUACACAUUCAUCCGUACAUACUGAUCUAUUGAAUGAGGAUUGCAAAAUAUAAUUAUUGAUAAACUUUAUCCGUACAUAAUGAUGACUUAAAUAAGGAAAGCAUUUUAAAAUUGUCAAUUCACUAUUAAAAUCCUUGUAAUUAAAUAAAUGUACCAUCACGCA